Molecule: messenger RNA, 1662 nt
Organism: Rhizophagus irregularis DAOM 181602=DAOM 197198
Lineage: Eukaryota; Fungi; Glomeromycota; Glomeromycetes; Glomerales; Glomeraceae
Biological process (GO): positive regulation of transcription by RNA polymerase I
Cellular component (GO): nucleolus; intracellular anatomical structure
Molecular function (GO): ATP hydrolysis activity; double-stranded RNA binding; helicase activity
Source: RefSeq, a predicted model, not a curated record
AAGGUUGGAUAUUCGGUACGAUUCGAUGAUAAAUCAUCACAUUCUACAAUCAUAAAAUAUUUAACGGAUGGAAUGUUAUUAAGAGAAUUAUUGUCGGAUCCAUUAUUAUUAAAAUAUUCAAUAGUAAUAUUGGACGAAGCACAUGAAAGAACUAUGCGCACAGAUAUUCUUUUUGGUAUGGUUAAAAGAGCUCAAGAAAUUAGAAAAAAUAAAAGUAACCAAGAAGAUAAAAAUUAUGAACCGUUAAAAAUUAUUAUUAUGAGCGCUACGCUUGAUGCAGAAAAAUUUGCUAGAUAUUUCAAUACUUCUACUAUAUUGAAGAUUCCCGGAAGACAAUUUCCUGUUACUAUUAAUUACGCUUCUGAACCACAAUCGGAUUAUUUAGAUGCUGCUUUAACAACUACGAUGCAGAUUCACAUGGACCAACCUAAGGGAGAUAUCUUGGUAUUUUUACCUGGUCAAGAGGAUAUUGAAAUACUUGAAAAAUUAAUAAAUGAUUAUGGUACCUCACUUCCACCUGAUAAACUAAAGGUUAUUACGUGUUUAUUGUUUGCCGCCUUACCUACGGAACAGCAAACCAAAGUAUUCGAUCCUGUACCACCUGGAACGCGUAAAAUAAUUCUUGCAACGAAUAUAGCAGAAACUUCAAUUACAAUUAGAGGAGUGCAAUAUGUUGUUGAUACAGCGAAGUGUAAGAUACGUAAAUUUAACCCAAGAAUUGGUAUGGAAAGUUUAUCAAUAGAAAAUAUUUCAAAAAAUUCAGCAGAUCAAAGAAUGGGAAGAGCAGGUCGUGAGGCAUCGGGGGUUUGUUAUCGUCUAUUUACAAAAGAUGAGUAUAAUAGAAUGGAAAAAGAUACUGAACCUGAGAUUAAGAGAUGUAAUCUUGCACCGAUAAUUCUGUUGUUAAAAGCAUUGGGUAUAGAUGACGUAUUAGGAUUUGAUUAUCUGGACGCACCAUCGAGAACCUUAUUAAAGAGAGCUUUGGAGCAAUUGUUUAUUCUUAAGGCUCUUGAUAGCCAGGGGAGAAUAACGGAACUUGGUAAAAAAAUGGCAGAAUUCCCACUUGAACCAGCUUACGCAAAAGUUCUUAUAGUGUCACAGGAAAUGUCAUGUACACGUGAAGCAAUUGAAAUUGUUUCAUUACUUUCAGUUGAAUCAAUAUUUUUUUCUCCACAAGAUCAAAGAGAACAUGCAAGCGAAAUGAAAAAGAAAUUCAUUUCGCCAUUUGGAGAUUUAAUUACAUUUCUUAAUGUAUUAAGAUCAUAUGAAGUACAAAAAGGAAAUUCUGAAUGGUGUCAUCAAAAUUUUAUUAAUAGGCGCAAUAUGAAACAUGUAAUUGAAGUAAGAAAACAGCUAAUUCAGUUAUGUACUAGAAUGGGAAUUCCGACAAAUAGUUCUUGUGGAAAUGAAUAUGAAAUUGUUUUAAAAUGUAUAUUAUGUGGAUUUUUUCGCAAUUCUGCUAUAUUACAGCCCACGAACAAUUAUAGAACUAUUUUCAGUAAUCAGAAUGUGAAUAUACAUCCAUCCUCUACUUUAUUCAAUAAAAAAGUAGAGGCUGUCAUGUAUACUGAAUUGGUGUUGACUACAAAACCUUAUAUGAAGAAUGUAUCCGCAAUUCAAAGUAAUUGGUUAUCUGAUACUGCACCAAAUAUUCAAAAAUAA